UUGCAGGUGCAGAUAAUAAGGACAUGAACAUCUUCUAUAACUGGCCAAGUAGUGAAUGGCAGGAGAGACUCACAGCUUGAGAAACAACAGCCUUUCUGACUACAGACCAAUCUGCUUUCAAGCUUCCAGAAAAAAUACCAGACCAGCUAUUCAAUGGCUACAGGAAAAACCAUUCCAUAAAGGAAAUGUAAAACAUCAUGUAAAAACACAAUACUCCAUCCUAUAGUCAAUUUAGACACAGAACACUAAAGUUGAAAAGACACAAACAUAGGCUGGAAGGUGAACAAAAAGACAAUAUUACAUUUAAAACAGACUACAAAAAAAUGUAAUGUGGAUCUAGCCAUCUGUUAAAACUAUUUACCAAUCACAGCAAUGCACACCCUAAAUAUUAAUUUAAUUCAUGUGCAGAGGGUGUCUAUGCAUACAUUAACAGUACUGCAAAGUCUGACAACCCGGAGAACCUAUCACAUUCUUUCUAGAGUGUGAACCCAAGCAUCAAUUGGAUGGCUGCCAGGAGCUUGUCUGCUGGUUUUACUUUCCAAGUUGCAUAUUCACUUAAGAACAAUUCACUUGAGGACAUAGGACAACCUUUGCUUCUUUGGCAGAAAUGUCCUUUCCAAUAUUGCAGGGCAGCCAAGGCCAAAUUUGUUAAACCAACAAAUGGAGAUCAGAUCUGUUGUUCAGCAUGCAAAAUAACAGUCACUAUUUUUUGCCCAUUAAAAGCACUAACCCCUUCAGUAGAAAAGGUUGUGAACAAGACACAUUAAGCUGAACAAAGAAAAUGAAAAUACUGCCUUGUUGCCACUCUCUCUUUCUAGUCAGCACCACUCUGAUGCAGUUUUUCUAUGGAUAAUUGCAUUGCCUAAACAUGGAUGGUGUCAUAAUAAGGAGGGGAAAAUACUGGUACAAUUAAAGCACAUUUAACCAUGUCUCUCUGAAGAGCUAAGGGCAUGCUGAAGACAGUAUUAUGAAAUGUCCCCCAAAAUCGUUGCCAGGACAUAUUUGUGGCAUGAUUAAGUGAAAAAUGGGGAAAAACCUGUAAUCCCCAAAAGCAACCUCAACAUUUAUAAAAUAUGUUAGGGUUUCUCACUGCUAAUCUAGACUGGGUGGGGAAUUUGAAUGACUGGUGGGGAAUUCAAAUGACUGAAUUGAUCUGAAACAGCCAAUAGAUGCCAGUGCUGUUUAUUAAUGAAUUUAUAGGUAGUAUUAGACUGGAACAGCUAUAAAUCCCAUAAAUAAACAAGCCCAAGGGAUGGGCAGAUGUUUCUGCUUUGUAGUGAGAAAAGGCCAUAAAAGCCUAAUUUAUAUCAAAGCAAAUAAACCCAUUCUCUCGGUAACCUCUUUGCUUAACUGUGGAUUAUUGAAUAAGCCACAUUUGUCUAAGCCAAUUUAGCUACACAAAAUCAAAUAAACCAUAUUAUGGCUUAUAUAGCGCAAUUGCCAUUUUGCUCGGUCUUUUUGCCCGCCAAGGUCUUUUAUGCUGGUAGUGUGGCCUGUCACAAAAGACUCUUUUUUUUGUUUUCUUUUUCAUCCUAACCUUUGGCUUUCCCCUCUUCUUCCUCUUCUCCACAACUGCCUUGUUCAUGGAUUGUAGCAAAGUCAACCCUUAAAGACUUCUUUUUGUAUACUGCUGAGAAUAGCACCGAGUGAAGCGGUUAAUAAAGAGCUCAAUUUAUUUUAGAACAGAAUAGAUUUUUUUAUUGGCCAAGUGUGAUGGGGCACGCUUGAUGCAUAUGCUCUCAGUGUACAUAAAAGAAAAGAUACGUUCAUCAAGAAUUCUAAGGUACAACACUUAAUGAUAGUCAUAGGGUACAAAUAAGCAAUCAGGAAACUAUCAAUAUAAAUCGUAAGGAUACAAGCUAUAAGUGGAAGGAGACGGGUGAUGGGAAUGAUUAGAAGAUUAAUAGUAGUGCAGGUUUAGUAAAUAGUUUGACAGUGUUGAGGGAAUUAUUUGUUUAACAGUGUUGAGGGAAUUAUUUGUUUAACAAAGUGAUGGCUUUUGGGGGAAAAAACUGUUCUUGUGUCUAGUUGUUCUGGUGUGCAGUGCAGUGCUCUAUAGCAUCGUUUUGAGGGUAGGAGUUGAAACAGUUUAUGUCCAGGGUGUAAGGGGUCUGUAAAUAUUUUCACAGCCCACUUUUUGACUGUGCAGUAUACAAGUCCUCAAUGGAAAGCAGGUUGGUAGCAAUUGUUUUUUCUGCAGUUCUAAUUAUCCUCUAAAGUCUGUGUCUGUCUUGUUGGGUUGCAGAACGAACAAGGGUUCAUAAAUAGAUAAGGAAAGCCUAGACUCGGAGAGAGUUUGGCCUACGUCCGUAUAGGAACAGGCCCAGCCUGAAAGUUGUAAAAGAAACGAAGGGAAGGAAAAGCAGCGCUUGCUUUCUGCUUUCAGGUCUAAAGGGAGUUCAGCCAGCCGUGUCUGAGCUGGUGUGGUCUGACUUCCCGCCCCGCGGGCGGUCUCGGGGAACUUUUCCCCCGCCUUCUUCAAAAGACCCAGUGGCCCGGAGCGGUACAGCAUUCGCAUCAGACAACAGCGGGAUGGCCAGGACGACCCUAGCCCCGCGCUUUCUGUGCCCCUUUUGGCCGCGGACCCCUUGCGCGACCCCCCCGCGGGUGGCUGCGGGAGGUGUUCUCCGAAGGUUCUUAGCUGCAGCGGCACCUGCUCGCCGCCUAGACCUGCAGGGUAUCUAUCCGCCCCUCGUCACCCCUUUCACGUCUCAAGGCCGUGUAGAUUACGCCCGGUUGCAUGAGAAUCUGCGCCUCUACGCCGAAAUUCCCUUCCGAGGUUUUGUAGUACAUGGUUCCAAUGGGGAAGCUCCCUACUUGACACAGGAGGAAUGCCUGGAAGUAGUGAUGCGGGUGCACCAAGCUGUGCCUAAGGAAAAGCUUCUGCUGGUUGGGUCAGGAUGUGAAUCAACUCACUGCACCAUUGAGAAAACAAAACAAAUGGCUGACAAGGGUGCUGAUGCUGCUCUUGUGGUGACUCCUUGCUACUUCCGUGGAAGCAUGACCAGUGCUGCCUUGAUCCAUCAUUACACCCAGGUGGCUGAUGCAUCUCCAAUUCCUGUGAUACUCUACAGUGUUCCAGCCAACACAGGCUUGGAACUGCCCAAUGAGGCAGUGGUCAGUCUUGCGCAACAUCCUAACAUAGUGGGGAUCAAGGACAGUGAUGGCAACAUUACUCGCCUGGGGCUGCUGGUCCACAAGACACAGAAUGAAGACUUCCAGGUAUUGGCAGGAUCUGCUGGUUUUUUGCUAGCCAGCUAUAUUGUAGGUGCUACAGGAGGAGUCUGUGCCCUUGCCAAUGUAUUAGGCAGUCCUGUCUGUCAGCUUGAUGAACUUUGCCGUGGUGGAAACUGGGAUGAAGCCCGUAAACUGCAGCACCGAUUGAUUGAACCAAACAUUGCAGUCACCCGGAAAUUUGGAGUCCCAGGUCUCAAGCAGGCGAUGGAGUGGUUUGGCUAUAAAGGAGGCUUUUGCCGUGCCCCUUUGCUCCCAUUAACUGAGAUACAAUUAAUGGAAUUACACCAUGAUUUCACCUCCAAUGGCUGGCUCUGAAAGACAAAGGAGUUAUAGCAAUGCCUGGAAUCUUGAUGCAGCCAAUUACUGUCUAAUUGGGAAAGGCUCACAUAUCCUGCAAUUUACUUAAAUGCAUGCAGCUCAUUGAACUCAUAGUGUACUUAUUGGAGCAUUGCUAUAGCAACAAAACAAUGAAGUAAAAUCUUCAGAAUGGAGCUUUAGAUGAGAAAAUGCUGUAUCUGCACCUCAAGGUUGACUAGAACAGGGGUCUCCAACCUUGGUCCCUUUAAGACUUGUGGACUUCAACUCCCAGAAUCCCUCAGCCAGCAAAGCUGGCUGAGGAACUCUGGGAGUUGAAGUCCACAAGUCUUAAAGGGACCAAGGCUGGAGACCCCUGGACUAGAAGGCCAACAUUCCUUUGCCACUUAAAAUUUCUUGAUUCUACAUAGUACACCUAUGCCUAGGAUAUGGUCUUAUCUAUCUUCUAUUCUUUUCAGCAUUUUCUUAUAUCCUGACUAGUUCUGGAAUCAUAGAAUGGUGAAAGGCUAAUUCUCUGGGUUUGGAAAUCAGAUGUGCGUAAUCUUAAUGCCCUAUGUAAAAGAUGACAUUUCAUGCAUUUUUAUGAUUUACUAGGUCAAAAUACCAUUUGCACCGCUACCUCAUGCACAGUAAAUUGAGUUUGUUGAAUAGUUGUGUGAUCCACUGGAAAAUUGAACAGUCUUGAGAUGGUAUAAGAAUAUGCAGUUAGUGAAUGAUUAUGUGCCAUCAAGUCAUUUUUGAUUUUUAGUGACUACAUAGAUUUUCUCCAUUACAAUCUAUCCCUAAUCAUUAUCUACAAUAUUUAUUUAUGGUAUUCACUGAAGCUAGAUCAGUACAAUUUAAAUGUUUUUUUUUAAAUAUUUCAUAACAUUGCUGCAUAGAUCUGACAGUGCUCAAGGGCAGAAGUGUUAUAGUAUGGCAUAAAAAUACAUUCUUCAAGAUAAUUAUGCUUCUGUUAUUGACCUUUUUCUGCUGUCUAAUAAUGGUGCAUUAUAUUUGGAAAAAGAAAUGGAGAACCGUUUAAUAGUUUUGUUGACUAUAUUUUUAGCUAAAGCAUAAACACACUAAGGCUAAUUGAUGGUACAACUUCUUUCAGUACACCCAGAUCCAAAAUGACUAGAAGUAGAUAAUUGUGCCUAUAUAGUCACAGCCCCAACCAGUGGUGGGCUAGAACCAGUUUAACAACCAGUUCUGUGAGCGCACGCUUUGUCCGUGCACAAGCCUAAUACUUUUGCAUGCAGCAUUCAAAGUACAGCAAUUUGAAGCUCAGAUGCUUACCUUCUAAGGCAGCCCCAGUCAGUAGAACAGUGGAGGGACGGAAAUCAGUUGUGCCGCACAAAUCAGCUUAGCCAGAAAGAAAAAAAGAUAGGACAGGAUGGGGUGGGGGCAGGUGAGCGGGGCCAGCUGAUGGUCAGAACUACCUGUUCGCUAGAACGGGUCUGAACCGGAAGCAGCCCACCACUGGCCCCAACCCCAAUAACUAUAUAGCUGGAGAUUAGUGAGACUGGAGCAUCACUCAAUCAGUCAAUCAAGCUGUUUCAUAAAGUAUUUUCUACAAUCCUGCAGCAUGCACGGAACCAAAAUUUUUAUGGAAAAAUCUCUUCUUCAAGUGGAAAAAGUUGGGGAAAUUGAAGUUGUAAAUAACAAAAUGCACGGCUUCCUUACAAGUACUUAAGUUUAGUUGAACCAGUUAAUGGAAGUUAACUAAUUGUGUCAAAAUUUUCUUUAAAAAAUUUAGACAUGA
Messenger RNA from Ahaetulla prasina, 5296 nucleotides. RefSeq names its product 4-hydroxy-2-oxoglutarate aldolase 1 (gene HOGA1). NCBI's taxonomy places the organism in Eukaryota, Metazoa, Chordata, Lepidosauria, Squamata, Colubridae. The record is from RefSeq and is a predicted model, not a curated record. The coding region runs from base 2533 to 3552 and encodes 339 amino acids. The transcript is spliced from 7 exons. Gene Ontology annotation, molecular function: 4-hydroxy-tetrahydrodipicolinate synthase activity; N-acetylneuraminate lyase activity. Gene Ontology annotation, biological process: N-acetylneuraminate catabolic process.